AGCUUGCUAGAGUUAAGAUGGCGGCAUGUGGGUGAGGAGGCUGGGAUCUAAACUCGAGGUUUUUCGCCAUUAAACGAUUCCUAUGAAUCCACAUAUAAACAGUAAUCGAUAGAACAACAAUUUCUACAUCUUUCACACGCCUGUGUGUGAUUUUGGAUUGACCCCAUGACAUCUAUUCACUUCGUGGUUCACCCGUUGCCCGGGACUGAGGAUCAGCUCAAUGACAGGCUCCGUGAAGUCUCAGAGAAGCUCAACAAAUACAGCUUCAACAGUCAUCCACACCUUAGUCUGCUGGAGCAGGCGACCCUAAAGCAGUGUGUUGUCGGUCCAAACCAUGCCGGAUUCCUGCUUGAGGAUGGACGCGUGUGCAGAAUCAGCUUUGCUGUCCAGCCUGAUCGCCUGGAGCUCAGCAAACCGGACGGCAACGAGGGUUCAAAGUUGAGCAGUGGUUCAGGGACAGGAAGGAGCUCCAGGCCAGGCAGGACUAGUGAUCCGCCCUGGUUCCUGUCUGGCUCUGACACACUGGGCAGACUGGCAGGCAACACCCUUGGGAGUCGCUGGAGCUCUGGCGUUAAUGGAGGCAGCGGAGGAGGUGGAAGUGGAGGAGGAACAGGGGGAGGCGGAGCUGGCGGUGGCAGCAGUGGAGGGGGAGGGAGCGGAGGAGGAAGCGGGGGCGGAGGCACGUCAGGCAGGUCGUCAACAGCAGCUCGUGAUUCCCGCCGACAGACCCGGGUGAUCCGUACAGGAAGGGAUCGUGGCUCUGGCCUGCUGGGUAGCCAGCCUCAGCCGGUCAUACCAGCCUCUGUCAUCCCUGAAGAACUCAUUACUCAGGCCCAGGUAGUCCUUCAGGGGAAAUCCAGGAGUGUGAUCAUUCGCGAACUCCAGAGGACCAACCUUGACGUCAACCUCGCCGUCAACAACCUGCUGAGCCGGGAUGAUGAAGAUGGAGAUGAUGGAGAUGACACUGCCAGCGAGUCCUACCUCCCUGGAGAGGACCUGAUGUCCCUGUUGGAUGCAGACAUCCACUCUGCUCAUCCCAGUGUGAUUAUUGACGCUGACGCCAUGUUCUCUGAGGACAUCAGCUACUUUGGAUACCCCUCUUUCAGACGCUCCUCACUGUCUCGCCUGGGAUCCUCCAGAGUUCUCCUUCUCCCCUUAGAGCGUGACUCAGAGCUGUUGCGUGAGCGCGAGUCCGUGCUGAGGUUACGCGAGCGCCGGUGGCUGGAUGGGGCCUCCUUUGACACGGAGCGAGGCUCCACCAGCCGCGAGGGUGAGCCCAGCCUGGACAAGAAGAGCAUCCCGGUCCAGAGCCCUGUCUCCUUGGGAGAGGAGCUCCAGUGGUGGCCUGACAAGGAUGGUGUGAAGUUUGUGAGCAUUGGAGCCAUGUUCACAGAGCUGGUGGCUGUCAGCUCCAAAGGAGAGCUGUAUCAGUGGAAGUGGAGCGAACCUGAACCCUACAGGAGUGCACAGAAUCCUUCCGUUCAUCACCCGCGUGUAUCCUUCCUGGGUCUGGCCAAUGAGAAGAUCACCUUAUUGUCUGCCAAUAGCAUCAGGGCAACUGUCGCUACAGACACCAACAAGGUGGCGACCUGGGUGGACGACACGCUGAGCACCGUGGCGUCUAAGCUGGAACACAGUGCUCAGGCUUUCCCCGAGUUGCAGGGAGAACGCAUGGUGUCUCUGCACUGCUGUGCGCUCUACACCUGUGUACAGCUGGAGAAUAGCCUCUACUGGUGGGGUGUUGUGCCUUUUAGUCAACGGAAGAAAAUGCUUGAAAAGGCCAGAGCCAAGAACAAAAAGCCAAAAUCCAGUGCUGGCAUCUCGUCAAUACCAAACAUCACCGUGGGAACGCAGGUGUGCUUGAGGAAUAACCCCCUCUACCACGCCGGAGCAGUGGCCUUCUCUGUCAGUGCUGGGAUUCCUAAAGUGGGCGUCCUGUUGGAGUCUGUGUGGAACAUGAAUGACAGUUGCAGAUUCCAGCUGCGCUCACCAGAGAGCCUCAAGAACUUGGAAAAAACAACUAAGAUCCUUGAAAUCAAGACUGAAAGCAAGCCGGAGCUGGUGAAGACUGAAAUGGGACCCCCUCCCUCUCCAGCGUCCACCUGCAGUGAUACCUCUUCUAUUGCUAGCAGUGCCUCACUGCCCUACAAGCGAAGGCGUUCUACCCCAGCUCCCAAAGAGGAAGAGAAGGUGAACGAGGAGCAGUGGCCUCUCAGGGAGGUGGUGUUUGUGGAGGACGUCAAAAAUGUCCCCGUUGGGAAGGUGCUCAAAGUGGACGGCGCGUAUGUUGCUGUGAGGUUUCCAGGAACAUCGAGCAGCAUGAGCAACCAGAGCACUGCUGCUCCCACUGACUCCGACCCUUCAUCCCUGCUGCAGGACUGUCGGCUCCUCAGAAUAGACGAGCUGCAGGUGGUCAAAACUGGCGGGACUCCUAAAGUUCCUGACUGUUUUCAGCGCACACCUAAAAAGCUCUGCAUCCCAGAAAAGGCAGAGAUUCUGGCUGUGAAUGUUGACUCCAAAGGAGUCCACGCCGUGCUGAAAACUGGUAGCUGGGUUCGGUACUGUAUCUUUGACCUGGCCACGGGCAAAGCUGAACAGGAGAAUAACUUCCCCACAAGUAACCUGGCCUUCCUGGGUCAGAGUGAGCGCAAUGUGGCUAUCUUCACCGCAGGACAGGAAUCUCCCAUCAUCCUCCGAGAUGGAAAUGGCACAAUCUACCCAAUGGCCAAGGACUGCAUGGGUGGAAUUCGAGAUCCUGAUUGGUUGGACUUGCCACCUAUAAACAGCCUGGGAAUGGGGGUGCACUCUCUGGCCAACCUUCCCUCUAACUCCACAAUCAAAAAGAAAGCUGCUAUUAUUAUUAUGGCUGUCGAGAAACAGACGCUGAUGCAGCAUGUGCUUCGCUGUGACUACGAGGCCUGCCGGCAGUACCUGGUGAACCUGGAGCAGGCCUUCCUGUUGGAUCAGGCCAGCCAGGCCCUCGGAGCACUUCUGGAUCAUCGCUGUGAUGGAAACCGCAACAUCCUCCAUGCCGCCGUCUCUGUCUGUUUCCCUGUUAGCAACAAGGAGACCAAAGAGGAGGAAGAAGCUGAAAGGUCGGAGAGAAACACAUUUGCAGAGCGUCUUUCCGCUGUGGAGGCAAUUGCCAAUGCCAUCUCUGUGGUUUCAAGCAACAGUUCUGGGAAUAGGACUGGCUCCUCCAGCAGCAGAGGGCUUCGUCUGAGGGAGAUGAUGCGGAGGUCUCUGAGAGCAGCAGGUCUCGGCCGCCAUGAGUCUGGCCCGUCAUCCAGCGACCACCAGGACCCUGUGUCACCACCUAUUGCCCCACCAAGUUGGGUCCCUGACCCGCCACCCAUGGACCCUGAUGGUGACAUUGACUUCAUUCUUGCCCCAGCUGUGGGUUCACUCACCACUGCUUCCACUGGUACCAGCCAGGGGCCCAGCACCUCCACCAUCCCAGGGCCGUCCACUGAGCCCUCUGUGGUGGAGUCUAAAGACAGGAAGGCCAACGCCCAUCUCAUCCUAAAGCUGAUGUGUGACAGUGUUGUUCUGAGGCCACACCUACGGGAGCUAUUAUCUGCCAAGGAUGCCCGUGGAAUGACUCCAUUCAUGCUGGCAGUUAGUGGGAGAGCCUACCCAGCAGCCAUCACUGUGCUGGAGGCUGCUCAGAAAAUGGCCAAGGUGGGGGACCCAGGCAUUGCAGAGAAGGAGGAUGCUGAUUCUGUGUUCAUGGAAAUGAUCUGCCCCUCGGGGACCAACCCAGAUGACUCCCCCCUCUAUGUUCUCUGCUGCAAUGACACCUGCAGUUUCACUUGGACCGGAGCAGAGCACAUUAACCAGGAUAUCUUUGAGUGUCGCACCUGUGGUUUGCUCGAGUCUCUCUGCUGCUGCACCGAGUGUGCAAGGGUGUGCCACAAAGGGCACGACUGCAAGCUGAAGAGGACCUCUCCCACAGCUUACUGUGACUGCUGGGAGAAAUGUAAAUGUAAAACGCUGAUAGCCGGCCAGAAGGCUGCUCGCCUGGAUCUGCUGUACAGGUUACUCACAACAACUAACCUGGUCACCACACCAAACAGCAGGGGAGAGCAUAUAUUACUGUUCCUGGUGCAGACUGUGGCGAGGCAGAGUGUGGAGCACUGUCAGUACAGACCACCACGCAUCAGAGAGGACCGCAACCGCAAGGCUGCUAAUGCAGAAGACACUGAUAUGCCAGACCAUGACCUGGAACCUCCCCGCUUCGCUCAGCUGGCUCUGGAAAGAGUCCUGCAGGAUUGGAACGCCCUCAAGUCUAUGAUCAUGUUCGGCUCUCAGGAGAAUAAAGACCCACUUAGUGCCAGCAGCAGAAUUGCUCACCUCCUGCCUGAGGAACAGGUCUACUUGAAUCAGCAGAGUGGCACCAUUCGUCUAGACUGUUUCACCCACUGCCUCAUCGUCAAGUGUGCUCCUGACAUCACCUUCAUAGACACCUUACUGGGCACUCUGGUGAAGGAGCUGCAGAACAAGUACACUCCAGGCCGGAGAGAGGAGGCCGUCAAUGUCACCAGGAGGUUCCUCCGCUCUGUGGCCCGAGUGUUUGUCAUCCUCAGCGUGGAGAUGGCCUCAUCCAAGAAGAAAAACAAUUUCAUCCCCCAGCCCAUUGGGAAAUGUAGACGAGUUUUCCAAGCCCUGCUGCCCUACGCAGUGGAGGAGCUGUGCAACGUGGCAGAGUCGCUGAUUGUUCCCGUGCGAAUGGGCAUAGCAAGACCUACGGCUCCGUUCACUUUGGCCAGCACCAGCAUCGAUGCUGUUCAGGGCAGCGAGGAGCUCUUUUCUGUGGAACCGCUGCCCCCCAGACCCUCGCCCGACCAGUCCAGCAGCUCCAGUCAGACAGCUGCCUCUUAUAUCAUCAGGAACCCCCAGCCUCGGCGCAGCAGCCAGUCUCAGCCUGUCCGAGGACGAGACGAGGAGCAGGACGACAUCGUAUCAGCAGAUGUGGAAGAGGUUGAAGUUGUAGAGGGAGUAGCCGGUGAGGAAGACCAUCAUGACGACCAAGAGGAGCAGGGAGAGGAAAACGCUGAGGCAGAAGGGCAGCAUGAUGAGCACGACGAAGAUGGAAGUGACAUGGAGCUGGAUCUUCUGGCAGCAGCUGAAACAGAGAGCGACAGUGAGAGUAAUCACAGCAACCAGGAUAAUGCUAGCGGGCGCAGGAGCGUCGUCACAGCGGCCACUGCCGGCUCUGAAGCAGGCAGUAGGGUGUCCUUGGCAUUUCCUAUUUUUGGCGCCAGCAGUGUCCCUGCGUUCUUUUCAGAGGACGACUCCCAGUCCAACGACUCCAGUGACUCGGACAGCAGCAGCAGUCAGAGCGACGACGUGGACCAGGAGACGUUCUUAUUGGACGAGCCGCUUGAAAGGACAACUAGUGCUUCCCACGCCAACAGUGCAGCCCAGGCUCCCCGCUCCAUGCAGUGGGCUGUCAGAAACACCCCCAGCCAGAGGGCCACCGGCAGCGCCCCCUCCAGCUCCUCAACACCAGCUGCGAGCUCCACAGGCCUCAUAUAUAUCGACCCCACCAACCUGCGGCGCUCCAGUGCAAUCAGCUCCAGUGCUGCUGCUGCAGCCGCGGCUCUGGAAGCCAGCAACUCCAGCAGCUACCUGACGUCUGCCAGCAGCCUGGCCCGGGCCUACAGCAUCGUCAUCAGGCAGAUCUCAGACCUCAUGAGUCUUAUUCCCAAGUACAACCAUCUAGUCUACUCGCAGUACCCUGCUGCUGUGAAGCUCACCUACCAGGACGCAGUCAACCUGCAGAACUAUGUUGAAGAAAAGCUGAUUCCCACCUGGAACUGGAUGGUGUCCAUCAUGGACUCCACUGAGGCCCAGCUGCGAUACGGCUCAGCCCUGUCGUCUGCUGGAGACCCGGGUCACCCCAGCCACCCGCUCCACGCCUCUCAGCACUCCGCUCGCAGGGAGCGAAUGACAGCCCGGGAGGAGGCCAGCCUCCGUACCCUGGAAGGACGCAGGAGAGCAGCGACCCUGCUGACAGCUCGUCAGGGCAUGAUGUCCGCGCGGGGCGACUUCCUGAACUACGCCUUAUCGCUGAUGCGCUCCCACAACGACGAGCACUCUGACGUGCUCCCUGUGCUGGACGUAUGCUCACUGAAACAUGUGGCCUACGUCUUCCAGGCUCUCAUCUACUGGAUUAAGGCCAUGAACCAGCAGACCACUUUGGACACCCCACAGAUGGACAGAAAGAGGAAUCGAGAGAUUUUGGAACUUGGUUUGGACAAUGAGGAUUCUGAACAUGAGAACGAUGAGGACACCAAUCAAAGUUCAACUCUGCAGGAUAAGGAUGAGGACCCUGUCCCAGCUGAAACGGGUCAGAACCACCCUUUCUUCCGUCGCUCUGACUCCAUGACUUUCCUGGGCUGCAUCCCACCCAACCCCUUUGAUGUUCCCUUGGCGGAAGCCAUUCCACUGGCAGACCAGCCCCACCUCCUGCAGCCUAAUGCCAGGAAGGAGGACCUGUUUGGUCGGCCCUCUCAGGGCUUGUACUCCUCUUCCUCCUCCGCCUCCGCCUCCUCCUCCUCCUACAUGGCAACCAAAGGCCUGGCUGAGGCGAGCAUGGACAGGAACUGCCUGGAGGUAAACAUGGGCUCCUCUCUACCCUCCCCCUCUCAGAUCCUGCCCACUAAGAUGUCUUACUCAGCCAACCUGAAAAAUGUGAUGAGUAUGGAAACUGGCCAGCGGAGCUCUGAGAACCAGUCGAUAGCAGAUCACGAGAUGGAGGCUUCAAAACCGGGCCCUUCACCCCACGACCUCGCUGCCCAGCUGAAGAGCAGCUUACUUGCUGAGAUCGGCCUCACUGAGAGCGAUGGACCCCCUCUCCCAUCAUUCAGACCUCACUGCAGCUUCAUGGGGAUGAUGAUCUCUCAUGACAUGCUGCUGGGCCGCUGGCGUCUGUCCCUGGAGCUCUUUGGUCGUGUCUUCAUGGAGGAUGUUGGAGCAGAGCCUGGAUCGAUCCUUACAGAGCUAGGCGGCUUUGAGGUAAAGGAAUCCAAGUUCCGCCGUGAGAUGGAGAAGCUGAGGAACCUGCAGUCCCGAGACCUGGCCCUGGAAGUGGACCGCGACCGAGACCAGCUUAUACAGCAGACCAUGCGUCAGCUAAACACACACUUUGGCCGGCGCUGCACCACCACACCCAUGGCCGUACACCGGGUGAAGGUCACCUUCAAAGAUGAGCCAGGCGAGGGCAGCGGAGUGGCCCGCAGCUUCUACACGGCCAUCGCCCUGGCCCUCCUGUCCAACGAUAAGCUGCCCAACCUGGACUGUGUGCAGAGUGUCAGCAAGGGCAUGCAGGCCAGCAGUACGUGUCAUCACGAUUACAAUUCAAAUCUAAUGCAGCGCUUGAGAAACAGAGACCGAGAAAGAGAGAGGAGAAGUGGAGGGCUUCGAGCGGGAUCUCGCAGAGAUAGAGACAGAGACUCAAGGAGGCAGCUGUCCAUAGACACCAGGCCUUUCAGACCAUCGUCAGAGGGAAACCCCAGUGAUGAGCCCGACCCCCUCCCUGCACACCGGCAGGCCCUGGGAGAGAGGCUCUACCCACGUGUUCACGCAAUGCAACCGGCGUUUGCCAGUAAGAUCACAGGCAUGCUGCUGGAGCUGUCCCCUGCCCAGCUGCUGCUGCUGCUGGCCAGUGAGGACUCUCUCCGAGCCAGGGUGGAGGAGGCCAUGGAGCUGCUCAUCGCACAUGGAAGGGAAAAUGGUGCCGACAGUAUAUUGGACCUUGGUCUAUUGGAGGCUCCAGAGAAAGCACAACAGCAGCAGGAGAAUCGUAAGCGCCAUGGUUCGACCCGCAGUGUGGUGGACAUGGAGCUGGACGACCCGGACGACGGGGACGACAACGCUCCUCUCUUCUACCAGCCCGGCAAGAGAGGCUUCUACUCCCCUCGGCCCGGCAAGAACACGGAGGCCAGGCUGAACUGCUUCCGCAACAUCGGCAGAAUACUGGGGUUAUGUCUGCUUCAGAAUGAACUCUGUCCAAUCACAUUGAACAGACAUGUCAUCAAAGUGCUGCUCGGGAGGAAGGUGAACUGGCAUGACUUUGCAUUCUUUGACCCGGUCAUGUAUGAGAGCCUGCGGCAGCUCAUCCGCCAUUCUCAGGCUGGAGAAGCAGAGGCAGUGUUCGCUGCCAUGGACCUCGCCUUCGCCAUCGACCUCUGCAAAGAGGAAGGGGCAGGACAGGUGGAGCUGCUGUCUGGCGGGGUCAACAUGCCUGUUACUCCUCUCAACGUGUACGAGUACGUGAGGAAGUACGCUGAGCACCGAAUGCUGGUGGUGGCUGAGCAGCCUCUCCAUGCGAUGAGGAAGGGUUUGCUGGAUGUACUUCCUAAAAAUGCCCUGGAGGACCUGACAGCUGAAGACUUCAGGCUGCUGGUCAACGGCUGUGGAGAAGUCAAUGUCCAGAUGCUCAUUAGCUUCACCUCCUUCAAUGAUGAGUCUGGGGAGAAUGCAGACAAACUGCUGCAGUUUAAACGCUGGUUUUGGUCCAUAGUGGAGAAGAUGAGCAUGACUGAGAGGCAAGAUCUGGUGUACUUCUGGACCUCCAGCCCGUCUCUGCCAGCCAGUGAGGAGGGCUUCCAGCCGAUGCCCUCCAUCACCAUCCGGCCUCCAGAUGACCUGCACCUCCCUACAGCCAACACCUGCAUCUCACGUCUCUACGUGCCACUCUAUUCUUCUAAACAGAUACUCAAACAGAAACUCCUGCUAGCCGUUAAGACCAAGAACUUUGGUUUUGUGUAGAGGUUCGACAGAGGAGUUUAAAAAAAAAAAAAGAAAAAAAACAUGUUUACUGUUGUGUAAUAUUUACCUAGCUCCAUUUUUGUAGAUUUAUUUUUUGUCUAUACAAUUUUAUGAAAAUCGACAUACUGUCGCUAUCUCCCCAGGCGGUAAUAUUUGUUUGUGUUGUGAACACGAACAGCUUGUUAUUUUUAUUUCAAUUUUUAUUGUUUUUUUUUCUUUGUGUUUAAUGAAGAAGAGGUAUACAGUCCAGAACAUUCCUGCAUUGGCACUGUAAAACUUAAAGCCCACAGCCCUGAUCUAUUGGCUUAAACUUUUGCUUCCCAGGAAUGUGGUUUGACAGAAAGCUGUCUGCCGAAACCCAGCCAAAGAUGACAGCAGUAGAAGUAUUUAAAAAAAGAAAAAGACACACUGUGAUUAUACGUUUUUUUCCUUCCCUAGAAAAGUACUAUCACUGACAGUUCACUGCUGCCUUUGUGGAAAGUCCUUUUUUUUCUUGUACAGGGGGAGUAGGGAAUUUCAAAAUAAACUUGGAUGCAAAUAA
Messenger RNA from Eleginops maclovinus (Patagonian blennie), 9316 nucleotides. It is a transcript of the gene ubr5, whose product is annotated as ubiquitin protein ligase E3 component n-recognin 5. Gene Ontology annotation, biological process: protein polyubiquitination; positive regulation of canonical Wnt signaling pathway. The transcript has 59 exons. Gene Ontology annotation, cellular component: nucleus; cytoplasm. Gene Ontology annotation, molecular function: RNA binding; zinc ion binding; ubiquitin-ubiquitin ligase activity. The record is from RefSeq and is a predicted model, not a curated record. The coding region runs from base 166 to 8775 and encodes 2869 amino acids. NCBI's taxonomy places the organism in Eukaryota, Metazoa, Chordata, Actinopteri, Perciformes, Eleginopidae.